CCCUCCCCCCCUGGAGCGAGACUCCUCCUCCCCACCCCGAGGCCCGGCGGCGACUGGGUCGGUUGGGACAGAACCAUGGGGGAGAAAAAGCCUCUGAAUCCUUCGCCCAGGUCCCGCAGGGGCGCCCGCAGCGAUGUGAGCGAGAUCGGGGACAUCCGCCAUCUGUGGACCACGGCCACCCUGUCGCAGUCGAAGCUGGUCACGCCGCUGGCCAACGUCUGCGAGCUCUCCGACAUGGAGUGCGUUAGCAUCGGGAGCAAGACCUACACCGCGAGGAGGGCCGAGCACGACUCGGACCUCGGCUGGGAAGAGUCCGAUUACGGGGUGGACAAGGACAGCUUCAAGCCCGACCUGGACGAGCAGACCUCGCUGAAACUGGCUCUGGACCGCGGCAGCUACCUGGGAAGCUUCCGUUUGGAGGGGGACGAGUCCACCGGAAAGUCUUCCUCAGGAUCAUUAAGCAGCAACUUGAAGCAGAAACCCCAUCAAGCCUACUGGAUGGAGCAGCAGAACAGGCUGCCGCUGCCCCUAUUGGAACUCAUGGAGAGCGAAGCUCUGGAAAUCCUUACCAAAGCCCUCCGGAGCUACCGGUCAGGAAUCGGCAGGGACCACGCCCUGACCCAGCAGCUGCAGCGAUACAUCGAGGGGCUCAAGAGGCACCGGAACAGGAGAACGCACGUCUCCGCGCGCUGAGAGCACCGCCUGGGUCUCGAGGGACCGCCCGGCUCCAGCCCCUUCCCUGUCCCGUCCCCUGACCCAAGCCCGACCCUAUUCCGUGGAAUUUGAGCCCUAGAGAAAUGAAAGAGUCCGUGCAUGGUCCGUGAGUCAGUGCGUUUCUGCCCGC
Messenger RNA from Talpa occidentalis (Iberian mole), 844 nucleotides. It is a transcript of the gene CATSPERZ, whose product is annotated as catsper channel auxiliary subunit zeta. Gene Ontology annotation, biological process: flagellated sperm motility; sperm capacitation. Gene Ontology annotation, cellular component: sperm principal piece; CatSper complex. The transcript is spliced from 5 exons. The record is from RefSeq and is a predicted model, not a curated record. NCBI's taxonomy places the organism in Eukaryota, Metazoa, Chordata, Mammalia, Eulipotyphla, Talpidae. Bases 76 to 693 code for a protein of 205 amino acids.